Molecule: messenger RNA, 3825 nt
Organism: Serinus canaria (Common canary)
Lineage: Eukaryota; Metazoa; Chordata; Aves; Passeriformes; Fringillidae
Gene: FIBCD1
Product: fibrinogen C domain containing 1
Exons: 7
Coding region: 39-1421 (460 amino acids)
Source: RefSeq, a predicted model, not a curated record
GGUCCGGGCACUUACUUGGACUGGAAGUUGGCGGCGCGAUGGGGAACGAGCGUUGGAAAACCGUGGGAGGAGCCUCGCAACUUGAGGAUGGGCAGCAGGAGAAAUCACAGAGGAUGAGCUGUGGCUACAUCCUGUGCACCGUCCUGCUCUCGGUGGCCGUGCUCCUCGCGGUGACAGUCACGGGGGCCAUCCUCUUCAUGAACCACUACCACACGCCCGUCACCGAGUCACCUCCCGUCAUCAGCACCAACCCCGAGGAGGCCAACGCGCUGGUGACCAUCGAGAAAGCCGACAGCUCCCGCAUCAACAUCUUCAUCGACCCCAACUGCCCCAGCGCUGCCGGCGCCCUGGGACGCCUGGAGGGGCUGCAGAGCUCCCUGCUGCACGCCCUCACCGAGCACGACGCCGAGGCCAAGGCCACCAAGAGCCAGCAGAAGGCCCUGCUCGUCACUGUGGCAGACGAGGUGGCCAAGCUGCUGAGCCACGCCGUGCAGCUGCGUGCUGACUGUGAUGGCCUCAAGAAGGGGCACAGCGCCAUGGGGCAGGAGCUCAGCGCCCUGCAGGGAGAGCAGGGCAGGCUCAUCCAGCUGCUGUCGGAGAGCCAGACCAACAUGGCUCGGCUGGUGAGCUCUGUCAGUGACGUGCUGGACUCGCUGCAGAAGGAGCGCGGCGGGGCCCGGCCCCGGCUCAAGGCUGACCUGCAGCGAGCCCCGGCCAGGGGAGCACGGCCCCGGGGCUGCUCCAACGGCUCCCGGCCCCGAGACUGCUUUGACAUCUAUGUGAGUGGACAGCAGGAGGAUGGGAUUUACUCCAUCUUCCCCACCCACUACCCCGAUGGCUUCCAGGUCUACUGUGACAUGACCACGGACGGGGGCGGCUGGACGGUGUUCCAGCGGCGGGAGGACGGCUCCGUCAACUUUUUCCGUGGCUGGGAAGCCUACCGGGACGGCUUCGGGAAGCUGACAGGAGAGCACUGGUUGGGGCUGAAGAGGAUCCACCUGCUGACGGUGCAGGGCAGCUACGAGCUCCGCAUCGACCUGGAGGACUUCGACAACGGCACCGCCUUCGCCCACUACGGCAGCUUCGGGGUGGGGCUCUUCUCCGUGGACCCCGAGGAGGACGGGUACCCCAUCACCAUCGCCGACUACUCAGGGACAGCAGGUGACUCCUUCCUGAAGCACAACGGGAUGAAGUUCACCACCAAGGACCUGGACAACGACCACUCGGAGAACAACUGCGCCGCUUUCUACCACGGCGCCUGGUGGUACCGCAACUGCCACACCUCCAACCUGAACGGGCAGUACCUCCGGGGCCACCACAGCUCCUACGCCGACGGCAUCGAGUGGUCCUCCUGGACCGGCUGGCAGUACUCCCUCAAGUUCACCGAGAUGAAGAUCCGGCCCAUCCGGGAGGAGAAUUAGCUGAUGGCAUCAGUCCCCCCCACACCAUGCCCGGUCUCCUGCCCAUCCCCAGCACCCUGCAGACCCCCUCCCUCAGCUGCCAUCCUUCCCAUCCUCUCUGAGGGCUUGCCCCUGGGGAGCAUCUGCUGCCAGUGAGGGUGACUUUGGCUCCUGGGCACCCACAGGUGUUGCCAGACCUUUGCUUCCCACUGCCAUGGCUCCCCUGCAGCCAGACCAGGUGUCCUGACCAGAGUGUGACCCAUGGCCUGUGCUCCUGGCUGGGGCAGAGAGGAUGCAGGUAUUUGGGCAGAGGUGCCCAGCAGGAAGGAAAGGGGCUGCCUGGAGGGAAGGAAGGAGGGAGGGAGGGAUGCAGCAGCCCAGGCAGGCUGAACACCUCUGGUCACCUCUGCUCUGGUCACUGACACCUGGCAGUGGGCUAGCCAAGCAGGCAAGGGGCUGGGGGCACUUGUCAUGGGGAACCCCAGGCCCCAAAAACCCCCAGGACUGGGAUGAGGCUGCUGCUCCUCAGCUCCAGCUCCCCCCAUGGUGCUACUGGUGAUGGGGAGGGCUCAGCUGGGUCAGCCUGACCGUGCCAGCAAUUCCUCCUCUGGACUGCAGAACGCUCUCCUCUGCCCCUGCAAGAGCAACGCAGCUGGGGAGGGACAACCACCAGCUCCUUAGUCCCCAUUGUCCCUGUCCUGAGUCCUGGAGCCUCCCAGCAGGUCAGGACAGCCCAAAGUGAGCCAGAACAGCGCUGCAAGGACGCACACCCAGAACCGAGCACGGCACGGAGCUGCUUUGGCAGUGCUGGGCAAACAGGGAGCACAACAAGGAAGAGGAGGAGGCGAGGAAGGCUCACUUCCCAGCACAGCUCUGCCUGCAUUUCACAGCCCCUCCCUCCCAACCAGACCCACUCGGAUUCACACCAGACUUUCCCCAUCCAAAGGCUGUGACCUUUCCCCAAACAUUUCAGGCAGCUCAGCCACAUCUCCCAGCGAGCCCCUCUGCUCACUGCUGGCCUGGGCACCGCAUUCAUUCCCACCCUGGCUAAGCUGUGGCACUGGCUGGGCACCUGCAGAUAUUCAAAGCCUUUCAUUUCCUCAAAUCCUGUUAAGGUUUUGCAAAAGAGAAGCCCCGAGUGGGGCUUAGCAUCUGCAGGGCCCUGAUAACCGGGCAGCAGCACCAGCCAGCCCAGGCAGGAGCUGCCAUGGGCUGUGGGACUGAUGUCUCCUGCUGGCUCCCUGGAAGGACUCAAAUGGGGGAUUUUGUCCAAAAAAACAAGAACCAAAUCUGAGCAGACUCUGGACUGAGAGGGGAGUGGGCAGAUGGAACCCUGCCACCCCUUACAGCACUCUCUGCCUGUGCUAGAGCAGAGCCCUGCCCCAAGGAACACCAUCAGACAGACAGACGGACGGAGGAGGGGAGGAAAACUCCCCCGUCUCCAUUUCCAGGGGAGCUUAAAGCACGGGGAGAUCAAAGGCUCAGCUUCCCAACUGUGCCAGGUUUGUACAUCCCUCUGUAUUCUACUUAGUUUUUAAGCCUUUCCCACCUCGGAUCUUGUGCUGGACAAGCUCUCUCACCUACUGGGUGAGUGUCUGUCUGUCUGCCCGCCCUGACAGAGAAAUGGACAAACGAUGCAUUGGGAUCACCACAGCUUUUUACCCUGCCAGAGAGAUCCUCCAGAGCCCUCAGGUGAGGAUGAGCUCUGAGUGAAAGGCACUCAGCUCUAGGCACUCCAUCCACACCCAGAGCAGUGGCUCAGGGCUUUCUGGAAUGAUGGGAACUGAGGGAACUCAGCAGUGGCAUUUCUCAGCACAACAGCAGGAGUCCUGACAGCUUCCAAGGAGCUUCCUGCAUUCCACUGGACCUUUCUGGAAAGGGUCCUGCCUGCACCCAUCUUUACUUUUCAAUCAGUUUUUUGGGUGGAUUAGCUGUAGCUGGGUUUUCUGAUGCUUUGGGCAGGGAUGCACAUGGAACCAUGUGCCAGGUGGGAAGGCUCAUCCUCCCCCAGACCCCUCCACUGGCAUUCUGCCAUGCCAGGGAGGGAACAUUGUACCUUGGUUUGUUGGUAGCACAUCCUUGUGUAACUGCCUGUGUCACCCGGGACCCCCCAGAGAUUUGUUUUGACUUGCACGAGAGGCAUUUAAUCCAUGCCAAGACACAGGAUUUCCCAGGAUUAUUUCCAAGAGCUCAAGCAUUGCUCCAUGGCCCUGGAUUAGGUUAAACCCAUCUGUGGUGACACCUCCCUGGAAAGGGGUGGGCAGGGGUGACCGGGGGUCUGGGAUGUGGCCAUGGACCUUCCCAGAGAAGCCCUGGGCCAGGCCGUGGUGUGUAGCAGUGCUGUGAAGUCUAGGUCGUGUUUGAGUGUGUCCAAAGCUGUACACGUGGACUUUCUAAACUCCUUAAUAAAAGGAUCUCAUCGUUA